AUGGCCAGAAAUGGAACCCCCGAAGACUACCGUCUCAAGAUCAUACUCUUUUGGAAAUUCAAUCGGCGAAAUUCACAGCUUGCGGAAAAUGAAGAGGAGUCAGACGUUGGCAGAUACCCAUUGGGAAAUAUGUUUAACAUGGAUCAGACACCAUUUCCAUUCGAGUUCCUAACUGGACGCACCUACGAUUUCACAGGGAACAGUACAAUAUGGGAACGAGCAUUAAGGUCUGGCUGGGUCAAGCCGCUUUUGAUAUUUCGAGGAAAAGGCGAAUCCAAACCAAUUAUUCUUGAAUCCAUGAGAUACAAUUCCAGGAUCCGUGCUAUAUUCAAUCCCAAAGGAUACAGCAAUGAGAGUAUUACACUAGAUUGGUUAGAAAAAGACUUGAUACCGUCAUCCGCCUUUCCGGAAAAACCAAGAUUUCUUGCCCUUGAUGUUUUCGCAGGCCAAAAAACAGCAAAAGUCCUUACCGCUUUCCGUCAUUCAAAUACAGUAACCUCAUUUAUUCCUGAAGGGUAUACGGGCCUUGUACAGCCUCUCGAUACAGCAGUGAAUAAAAUAUUAAAAGGCAAAAUCUCGGAACUCCUGGAUUUAGAAUUGGAUAAGAAUAGGUCGUUGUGGGAAGAGGGACAAUUUACUGUUGGUGAUAGGCGAAUAUUGAUGACUUGGGUGGUGGCGGAGGCAUGGGACUGGCUACAUCAGGAAAGAAAGGAGCUUAUUGUCAAAUCGUUCCGCCAGGUCGGGAUAUCACUCGCAAUUGAUGGUUCAGAGGACAGUGAGAUAAAAGUAAAAGGUCUUGACAACCUAGAGAUUGGUGACUGGUCAGAAGGGGGGCUUGAUUGCAAUCUCAAUCGUUUAGGAAAGACAGGAGCAGGAGAACUAGAAUGGAAUGGAGAGAGCGAGUUACUACUAGAUCCUGUUGUAGCAGAGCUCGCACAAAAUCAACUGGCAGAUAUUAUUGAUGGAGAAUAUAUAGACAAUGAUGAUGAUGUACUAAAAGAUAGAAUACGAUAA
This is a messenger RNA of Morchella sextelata, 1014 nucleotides long. RefSeq lists its product as uncharacterized. The transcript has 4 exons. Gene Ontology annotation, molecular function: nucleic acid binding. NCBI's taxonomy places the organism in Eukaryota, Fungi, Ascomycota, Pezizomycetes, Pezizales, Morchellaceae. The record is from RefSeq and is a predicted model, not a curated record. Bases 1 to 1014 code for a protein of 337 amino acids.